UGGACAGGAUAAAAAACCGACUUUCAAUUUGCUGGUAACUAAUAUUUCUCGCACAAUAAGCAGCCAACCAAUAAAUUUUCCUUAUACAUUGUUGCGAAUUUUUUUAAAAUUUAGAGAUCUAGAUCUGGAAUAUUCCAUACACGGAAAGUUAGGAUUUACCAGGAUUACUAGAACUCCUUGAACCAAUAUAGGUGGACAAACUAUUCAGCAUAUUAUGGAGAUCGUUUCAAGCUCGUGUGUUUUCUCAAGCGUAACAUUCAUCGCGAACUAAAUGCAACAAGUUAACGGAUAUUUGUCCUGCGCGAUAAUUUUCCCUGGCAACGGGUAUCGACAAACAAUUAUAGCUUCUGCGGGCCAUUUAGCUUGUAGGACUAGUGCAACAGAAAUUUUCUCCUGUGAAAAUUAUCGAAUACUUACGAUACAAUGAUGAAUCUGGAUCGUUUUACAAUGAUCUCAAACGAAGUGGUGGAGUUCAGGUCAACCUACUUUCCGGAGGAGAAACCGACACUGGUGGAUUCAUCCAUUGGCACGGAUCCGCCGGCACCGAAAGUGGAUGUUGAAAUCACAGCUACCGAACGAAAGGACAUUGGGACUCAGACAGGCGGAUCACCUCGCCACAUGGCGGCCAACUGUGAUGAGGGUAAACUGUCCAACUGGUUGCGCAGAGUAUAUCCUCUAGUGGAAGAAGAAUUGUCAUUCGGUAUAACCGAAGUCUGUGAUAUGUACGAUGAAUGUGAUGAUUCGUCCGAUGGAUUCACUGUUCGAAUGCAUCAGGAAUUGAAACUGCAAAACACUGAUCCUGCCGAUACCAGUCGGAAACGAAAUAUGGGAGCCGCUGCAUGGCUGUCGGUUUUAACACGGAACGCACCAAUUCUAGUACUGGCAAGCAGUUCCCAUCACGAGGCCUGGUGUGAUCACAUAUUUGCCUCUAUUACGGUGUUCACUCCAAGACGAGAUUCCUAUGGUUCCGUUCAAUGGGUCGAAUUAUGCAGCAACCCGGUGAAAGCAUGCAUUGAAUCAUUGGAAACGAAUCCAUUCAACAAGGAUAUGUUCGCUGGUGGUACGGUGUCCGGUGAUGUUUACAUAUGGCAUUACGAGUUAAAUUUGAGAAACGAACAGAACUCUUUCUCGGAAUUGUUUUCUGAGACUACAGACUUCGGAAAAGUGGUCGAUAUGGCGUGGAUAAGAUUGAAUCCUCUUACCAAGGAUUUCGGUCUUCUGUCGUGUCACAGCGACGGAAUAGUGUUACUUUGGAAGGUUGGCAAGCAUAUCGGUAAAGAUAAGAUAUUCCGAAUUACUCCCCAGGGAACGUCUGGCAAAGCGAUCAUAUUGACACGAAUUUCGACUAUUUCCAAUUCGGAAUUUGUUGUCGGAACCGUAGAUGGUGGUAUCCUGUUGUGCUCAUUAACUCAACUGAUUCCGAUAGGAGCGUCCGAUGGAGGGGAGCGCUCGGGUUCUUCACCCGCUGUUGUCAAGAGGAAUCACUUUGCCCCUACCAUAAUCGAACUCAAGUCUCAUUCUUUUGCUGUGACCACAUUGCUGAAAAAGGAAAAUGCUCGGCAGAAAUUUCUUGUCAGUUGCGAUAUCACUGGUGAAGUGUUCUUCCACGAUAUUACCGAUGUGAUAAACUCGGCCCCUCCAAUAAUUAUAAAAAUGCCACUGCCGUUCAAAAAUAGAAUCGCUUGCACCGAUGAUAUGCGAUUCAUUUUGAGUCCGAACAACGAUGGUAUGCUGGAGAUUUACAGAAUCGAUGAUGGAUCUCAGGAAAACGUUGGUGAAAGUAAAUUGCGAGGGAAACCUAGCCUAAUAAGGGCAAGCUCCAAUGGGAAGUGGAUAAUUACGGGACCGUACGAUGGGGGUUUCAUAAUUUAUUUUGUAGAAAGGGAAGAGUAAAUUUUGAGUAGAUGGAGGGUCACUGUAAAGAAGGGCUCUAUGUAUUGUGAAUGAUAUCACAGCAUCGAAAAAAAAAAUUUUUGCAUAGGAUUACGUCUUUCGGGGACAUAUUGGGGGUACAAAUUGAAAAACCAAAAUCUAUCGCAUCGCGAAAAUUAUUCAAUUUCGAACACUCAUAACUCAGUUAUUUCCUGAUGGACUCAUGAGGUUUUUACAUCAAUCAAUUUGAGCACUCCAUAACAAUUUAUUACAAUGAAUAAAAUAAUACAUUUUACGAAACUAUCAAACAAUUGGAAAAUCU
Toxorhynchites rutilus septentrionalis is the source of this 2194-nucleotide messenger RNA. RefSeq lists its product as uncharacterized. Gene Ontology annotation, biological process: intraciliary transport. Lineage: Eukaryota; Metazoa; Arthropoda; Insecta; Diptera; Culicidae. The coding region runs from base 424 to 1893 and encodes 489 amino acids. The transcript has 5 exons. Gene Ontology annotation, molecular function: dynein heavy chain binding; dynein light chain binding. The record is from RefSeq and is a predicted model, not a curated record. Gene Ontology annotation, cellular component: ciliary plasm; cytoplasmic dynein complex.